AUGGCGUCCACCACGCACGCCACCACGCCCGAGCUUCUCGACCUCACCCCGGACAACAUCACGCCCAACACGGUCCGCAUCAAUGCGCAGUGCGCCGACGCGCGCCUCCGCUACCUCAUGGAGCGCCUCGUCACGCACCUGCAUGAUUUCGCGCGCGAGACGCGCCUGAGCACCGACGAGUGGAUGGCCGCCGUGCAGUUCCUCACGCGCACCGGCCAAAUCUGCAGCGACGUGCGCCAAGAGUUUAUCCUGCUGUCCGACGUGCUCGGGCUGUCGCUGCUCGUCGACGCCGUCAACCACCCCAAGCCGCCGUCGUGCACCGAGAGCUCGCUGCUGGGGCCGUUUCACACGCACGACGCGCCAGUCGUGGAUGCGGGCGCCGCCAUGUCGGCGGACCCGGCCGGCGAGCCGCUGCUGGUUUUGUGCACGGUGCGCGGCCGCGACGGGCGGCCCAUUCCUGACGUCAAGGUGGACAUUUGGGAGACGGACAGCUCGGGCCACUACGACGUGCAGCACGCGGACCGUGAGGAGCCGAGCGAGCGGUGCAUAAUGCACAGCGACGCCGAGGGCAAGUUUUGGUUCAAGGCCAUUGCGCCGGUGAGCUACCCGAUUCCGUCAGACGGCCCGGUUGGGCAAUUGCUGCAGAAACUGGGGCGCCAUCCCUGGCGGCCGGCGCAUAUGCAUUUCAUGCUGGAGAAGCCGGGAUGGGAUCACCUCAUCACCGCUGUAUUCGUCCGCGGCGACCCAUAUGAAAAGACGGAUGCGGUAUUUGGCGUCAAGGAAAGCCUCAUCGUGGACCUAGAGCCCAUCGACGAGGCCACUGCCGCGCAGUACGGCGUCGAGCCCAGAAGCAAAGUGCUCAGGCAAGACUUUGUAUUGGCAACUGAAGAGGAGACGACUGAGCUCCGUGACAAGGACGCAGUGGAAGCGCUCAAGAGCCUCGGACUGAACAUGAAGCUCGUCGACCAUCUUCCUGUGCCCGAUCUAGAUUAG
Messenger RNA from Beauveria bassiana ARSEF 2860, 993 nucleotides. RefSeq names its product Intradiol ring-cleavage dioxygenase, core. The coding region runs from base 1 to 993 and encodes 330 amino acids. Gene Ontology annotation, molecular function: catechol 1,2-dioxygenase activity; ferric iron binding. Gene Ontology annotation, biological process: catechol-containing compound metabolic process. The record is from RefSeq and is a predicted model, not a curated record. The transcript has 2 exons. Lineage: Eukaryota; Fungi; Ascomycota; Sordariomycetes; Hypocreales; Cordycipitaceae.